Equus quagga is the source of this 4614-nucleotide messenger RNA. RefSeq names its product chromosome 3 C4orf50 homolog (gene C3H4orf50). Lineage: Eukaryota; Metazoa; Chordata; Mammalia; Perissodactyla; Equidae. The transcript is spliced from 12 exons. The record is from RefSeq and is a predicted model, not a curated record.
AUGGAGCCGACAGCUAAAGCACGGACUGAAAAAAGUUUCAGCUACGUUGUCAGAGCCCCCAGCAGUGAUGGGUUUGAUGUGAUGAACGUCGAUGUGAAGAUCGACACGUCCUGGAUAUUCCAGGACGCAGAGGACGGUGGUGAGGAGCACGGCUAUCUUCCGGACGGAGCAGCCAGCAGCCCAGACGUGGACACAGGGACGCUCGGGAAGCAGCUGGAAUGCUCAGAGCAGAAGCUGUUGGCAGCCGUGGACAAGCACAUGAUGUCGGAGUCCAGGCUGAGGACCAGAAUCCGGGAGCUGGAGCUGUCGGAGAGGAGCCUCUUGCGGAGGGUGGACGAGCUGGGUGCCCGCGUGCUCCAGGAGCGCCGCGCCUCUCUGCGGGCCCACGAGGAGCUGCAGGCACUGCGGGGGGAGCUGGCCCACCAGGUCCUGGAGAAGGAGCGCGCGGCCCGGCGGCAGCGGUGGCGGCUGCGGCGGCUGCGGGAGCGGCUGCGGCGCAAGGACUAGGCGCUGGCGCGGCAGGCGGCGGCCCUGGAGCGCGCCCGGCGGACCCAGCGGCGCCAGCUCGGCCUGGUGCGCGAGCAGGAGCGCGUCCUGCGGGCGCAGGUGCAGCGUCUGGAGGCGGACGUGCGGCGCCUCUGCCGCGCCGCGGGCCUCCUGCUGGCCGAGCUGGACGUCCCGGCCCCACGCAGCCCCCGAUCCCCGGGCCCCGCCGACCCCCGGAGCGCCCCCCAGGAGGCCGCGGAGCUGCGCGCCCUGCAGGCGAGGGCCGAGCGCGGCGAGCGCGAGCGGGAGGAGGCGGCGCGCCGGCUGCGGGACCAGCGCGCCACUGAGCGCCGGCUCCGCGCGCAGCUGGAGGAGCUGCGCUGCCGCGUCUACGAGCUGCAGCUGUCGGAGAUCGGCCUGCAGGGCCAGGUGGAGGACCUCGCCGAGCAAAACAGGAGCCUGCGAGAGAAGCUGGGAGGCCAGGCCCCCGGGGACAGCGCGCGCAGCACGGCCCCUGAUGGUCACGGCAGCCUGGAGGCCCCAGGCCGUGUUCAGGACGGACCUCAGCCCCUGCCGGGGGAGAAGGCACCAGAUGCCUGCAGAAGCCAUGGCCGGCACACCACCCUCCGCUCCCACGGGGCCCCUGGACCCAGGGCCUCAGCAGGCCAGCCCCCCGAGGGUCCCUGCGCCUGGGUCUGCAUCGGGGCUGGACGGGGCCCCUCUGAUUCGGUGUCAGGCCUGGAGACCACGGCCGAGCUCCUGGGGGUGCUUGCAGGACGUGACCGUGCACAGCUUACUCCGGCUGAGCCCAGAGUGGAUGCACAGCCUCUUCUCCUCAUCUGUGGCUGCCCCCCAGGGCAGAACGUGGAUGGCUCACUCCUCUCCGUGGAGCUGGCCUGGGUUUCAGAGCAGAAGCCAGCAGCCGUGCCGGCCCAGGAGUCCUUUCUCCUGGUGCAGACAUCCACACUCCCUCCCUGGGGACUGGCCGGGGACCCAGCUCCCCUGCCACCACCACCGCUGCCCUGGGAGGCCGCCCCGGGACAACUCCAAGGCCAGCAGGUGCUGGACGUGAGGCCCCCACCUGCCCCCAGAGCCGGAGGACAGUCCUGCCAGGACCAUCGCCAGGCAAGGGGCCGCGAUGCCCCCCUCUGCCGGGAGUCCCCCCACGUUUCAAAUCCCCCAUUACCCAGGAGAGGCCCCAGGGAUCUAAAAGGCUCUCAGAAGGAGGAAGGAGGAGCCCCAGAGUGGGGAACCGAGGAGCAGGAGGUGAGGAGGACUUGGGACAGGAAGGAGGAAGACCUCGGUGACAAGCGCCAGCCAAGUCAGGAAGGCCGUGAGAACCUGAGCCUGGAGGACAGGGUGGGAGCCCUGGAGGGCGUGCAGGGCGGGCACAGGGCUGCAGAAGCCUGGGUCGCUGCCUCCCGCCCCCGGCCCGGGCAGCAGCUUGCACUGCCUCCUCUGCAGGAGGAGGCUGCAGGGUCAACAGAGGGUCCCGAGUCCCUGAGCAGGAGGGGCACGGGGGCAGGGCGUGUCUGGGACCUCCCAGGGGGGUUUUCCUUAGAGGAGGAGGAAGAGGCCUCCCCAGCCACCUGCUUCAGGGCUCACGACACCAAAGGCCCGUCUCCAGCAGGCGCUCAGCAUCUUGCAGAGCAGGGCCGAGCCGUCGGGAGAGUUCAGGGCACGGAGGAAAAGCACGUGUGGUCUGGAAGUGCUUGGCUGCUGCAGGAGGAGAGCCCCGGGGACCAAGGGCAAGAGGAGGAGGAGCAGAAGGCGUUCCAUCAGGAAGGGUCCAGCCCCGGCUGCAGGGGUUUCCUGGAGGAGCCUAGUUCUGAGGAAUGUGAGGCCAACGAAGUGCUUCUCUUUGUGAAAGAGGGAGGUUUGCCACUGUCUCUGAGAUUGGCCUUAUCGCCCGAGGGGGCCAAACCCACCAGCCACUCACAGGCUCCGAGCACAGGGCAGGACAGGUCUGUGCUCACCAUAGAGGAAUUCGAAAAGGAGGUGGAAGCUUGUUUCCAGCAGCUCUCCAUCCUGAAGCUUGGGAGCGAGGGUCGUCGGCAGAAAGUUCCCACGUUGGCAGGAGAAAACUGGAGCUUUGCUCGCAGGUGGCCCAGCUGCCAGGAGAACGCCUGUGCUCGGCAGGCUUUGGCAAACCAGAGUUUGGAUCUUUGUUCUGCCAUGGAAGCACAUCCCACUGAGAGCAGUGAGGAUGUUGAGCUGGGAGAGACCGAGGCCCUGGGAGCCGGCCAAGUUCUUCCGGGCACGGUGCCUGAUUCGGACGAUGUGGGUCCGCGCCCAGGGGGGCCCUCUGAGCUGGGUCAGACCUGGCUCUCUGAGCGCCCGACAGCCCUCGAGAGAGUGAGGAGAAGGUUUCAUCAGCUCAUUGCUGGGCUGAAGAAAGAGAGAAGCAGAGUUUUACGUGACAUCGCACUUCAGAGAGACCAAGAGAGGGGCCGUAAAAAGCUGCGUGCCCUUGAAAAAGACAGGGAGCGAACUGUGAAAAACAUAUCUGCGCUCGAGCGGGAUAACAGCGCACUGUUGGGAGACAUCGCUCACUUAAAGAGGGAGCUGGACCAGUGUUUGCAGGUCAUUUCUGACCUCGAAGACUGCAACGGGAAAAGUUACGGCAAAAUUUCCGAGCUCGAGGAAGAAAACGAGAAACUGAAAGUGCGUGUGGAACAGCUCGGGAAAGCCCUGUCUGAGAGCUUUAGAGCAUCCAAAGGCGUGACGGAGCACGUCACACGGGAAAACCGGGAGCUCAAGGCGCUGAUUUCCCAGCUUGGGGUCAGUUACAAAGAGCUGAUAAAGGACGUAGUGUUGGGGAUAGAAGACAUGAUCCGGGCCUUAAGGAGGGAGAAUGACCACCUUCUACACAGGAUCCAAGUCCUGGAGAGGGAAGUCACAAAGGGGAGGAGCACGGAUGUGGGGCGCUUGGUGAGGGCCCAGGAGCCCCUCCAAGGAAAAUGCAAGAUGGCGGUGGACAAGGAGAAUGCUGUAGAAAGGGGAGUGCAGGUAACUCAGCUUCCAGGGCCACUGAUCACAGGACUGCACGGGCUGCCCUUGGAGGAGGAAGUGGGUCUGGCUGGAGAGCGGACGGGACUGUCCUCGGGCAUGGAGAAUUCCAGGUGCCGUGCUGAUUCUACUGCUCCACCGCUGGUCUGGGGAAACGCCGAGGGAUCCAGUGGCCUGCAAGGAAACACCGAUGGAGCGGGGGUGAGAGAAGCACUUCCGGAACAGGAGGAGAAAAGACCGUGGUGUUCUGCAGACCAAGGGUCAGCUCUGAGGCCCCCGAGCAACGGCCCCCAGCUCCAGGACCUGGAGGCUGAGACUUCCGAGGAGGCCCUCAGGCUGCAGGUCAGACAGCUCCAUCACCAGGUGCGGACGCUGCGGUGCCAGCUCAGGGACCAGGGCUCCUCACAUCUCGGGCUCCAGGCGUCUCUGCAUGAGGCCGUCCACCUGCGGGCCGAGCUCACGGGCCAGCUUGAAGAACUUCAGAAAAAGCAACACGAAGCAAAUUUGGCUGUGACUCCUCUGAAGGCCAAGCUGGCUUCUCUGGUCCAGAAAUGCCGGGAGAGAAACCACGUGAUCACGCGCCUGCUGCGGGAGCUGCACAGACACGGGGCGCUGGAUCGCCUGCUCUCCGAGACGGCGCAGAGCAUGGUGAACGACGUGGCGCUGGCCGAGUAUGCGGCCACCUUCCUGGCUCCCGGGGUCCCACAGACAGGCCACCACCUGGAUGCCGAGUCUGAGAAGACAGCAGCUGUAAGAGCUCAGAAAUGCGUCCUGGAUCCCGAAAUGGACAGCGUCCUCCAAAGACCAUUGUGUUCAGAGUCCUGGCCGAUUCCUGCGGCUGAGGAGCCAACACAGGCAGCUGGACCGAAUUCUUUGAAGCUCCCCCUGCCCUCCGGGCCCACGCCAGAUGCUGGACCACGCCCCAUCUCUGUGCGACCAGGACUCCCUGCACAAGGUCUGCAAGAAAAAGAUGGAAUGUCCUGUCCCGCCCUCCCAGCCGACGGCCGCCCACCGUGCUCUGAGCUCCUGAGCCCCGCGAGGAUCCUGGCUUUCCACAAAGAGCUUAGACAAAGCAUUUGCAGCAAUUCCCAGGUCCAUAAAUCACCCCUGGAGUUAUAA